Molecule: messenger RNA, 1092 nt
Organism: Danio aesculapii
Lineage: Eukaryota; Metazoa; Chordata; Actinopteri; Cypriniformes; Danionidae
Product: galanin receptor 2a
Exons: 2
Coding region: 1-1092 (363 amino acids)
Biological process (GO): G protein-coupled receptor signaling pathway
Cellular component (GO): membrane
Molecular function (GO): G protein-coupled receptor activity
Source: RefSeq, a predicted model, not a curated record
AUGAACGCAUCCCAGCAGAUCCACGUCUUCUCCGCACACUGGAAAGUUGAGUCGGUGAUUAUUUCUCUCAUAUUCUCGAUGAUUUUUUUGGUCGGUACUGUGGGGAACUGUCUAGUGCUCGCGGUUCUCAUUCGCAACGGCCAGAUGAACACAAAGAGCACCAACCUGUUCAUCUUGAACCUCGGGCUGGCGGACCUCUGCUUCAUCGUCUUCUGCGUGCCGCUCCAGGCCACCAUCUACACCAUGGACGAGUGGGUGUUCGGCGCGUUCGUGUGCAAAGCCGUGCACUUUAUUAUCUACCUGACCAUGUACGCGAGCAUCUUCACUCUGGCUGCAGUGUCUCUGGACAGAUAUCUUGCCAUUCGGUACCCUCUGCGCUCCAGAGAAACGCGAACUCCCCGUAAUGCCCUGACCUCCAUCAGCCUGGUGUGGGCACUCUCGCUCUUCUUCUCCAGCCCUUAUCUCAGCUACUACCAGCAGAUGGACCUAGACGGGACCACAGUUUGCAUCCCGGCAUGGAGCGUCCAUCAUCGCCAAGCCAUGGACAUCUGCACCUUCAUAUUCGGCUACCUGAUCCCAGUCCUCAUACUUGGUAUCACAUAUGCCCGCACCAUCCGCUACCUGUGGACCUCCGUGGACCCCAUGCAGGACAUGUCAGAAUCACGCAAGGCCAAGCGCAAGGUGACCAAAAUGAUAAUCAUAGUCGCUGUGCUUUUUUGUUUAUGUUGGCUGCCUCAUCACUUGGUUAUCUUGUGCAUGUGGUUUGGCCAUUUCCCGUUAAACCACACCACGUACGUUCUUCGCAUUUUAUCGCAUUUGGUUGCGUAUGCCAACUCCUGCUUGAAUCCAAUCGUGUACGCUCUGGUGUCCAAACACUUCCGUAAGGGGUUCAAAAAGGUGUUUGGGUGUGCUUUUCGUAAUCGGGUUGUAAACCGGAUACACACUGUGCAACCGGUGCAGACGGUAAGCCUAAUGGAGGCCGCCUCGAGCGAAGGAUCCAAUCAUUGCGACGGGUCAACCCGCGGUCGACUGUGGAGCAAAAGCAGCAAGAAAAUGAUGACGAGCGCCUUUAUGACAUUUAACGUGACAUAA